AUGGCUUCGGGUGAACAAGACAAGCAAAUACAUCGCGAUGAAGUGGACUCCGAUGAUGAAAAUCAUAUUGGAAAUGGUUACAAAGCACCACAAAAGAUGGACAUUGGUUCAAUCGUAGCUAAAGAUGGGAAUGACGAAUCGUUAACACGUUACAAAAAACUUUUGUUGGGUGAUUCAAGCGAUGGUAAACAAAUUCACAGCCAGUUGGUCGACCCGAAUGAUCCGCGUACUGUUUUACCUAUUCGUAUAACAUUAAUCUUCGAUAAUCACAAACCCGACGUAGUUUUUGAAUUAAAAGGUUCUUUAGAGCAACUACGUGAUUUGCAUUCAAAACGUUCGGUGACGAUCAAAGAAGGUGAAUAUUAUCGUACCCAAUUAGAAUAUUAUGUUCAACGUGAUAUCGUUACUGGACUGAAAUUACAAAGUAAAGUGUUAAAAGCACGAACAAUUACAGUGGACAGAUCAAAAUAUAUGAUCGGUUCUCGAGCACCGAGUGCAGAAAUUCAAACUUACAUUAGUGAUGUGGAACAAGCACCAAGUGGCGUGCUCUCACGUGGUACAUUUCUAGUGAAAUCAAAAUUAACCGAUGAUGAUAAGCAUGUUUACGCUGAAUGGGAAUGGAAUCUUGUCAUUGGAAAAGAUUGGCAAUAG
Adineta ricciae is the source of this 651-nucleotide messenger RNA. Lineage: Eukaryota; Metazoa; Rotifera; Eurotatoria; Adinetida; Adinetidae. The record is from the annotation of a GenBank genome assembly.